UCUCCUGAAGCAAACAUGUCUGCCGUCUUCCUCGCCCUGCUGCUCCCUCUGAUCUCAGCUCAGACUUUUCACUGGGGCCCCUGUCCAACUCCACAGGUGCAGCCCAACUUCAACAUUCACCAGUACCUGGGCAGGUGGUACGAGAUCCAGAAGCUGCCUGCCUCCUUCCAACGAGGGAAGUGCAUUGAAGUAAACUACGCCUUAAGGAGGGAUGGAACCGUCCGGGUGCUGUACUCCAGACUCCAUAAAGACAAAGUGAGGGUGGCAGAAGGGACCGCUGUGACUCCUGACUCGAGAGAACCGGCCAAACUUGGAGUCAGCUUCUCAUAUUUUACUCCCUACAGCUCAUACUGGGUUCUGACCACAGACUACACCAGCCUGGCCGUUGUGUACUCCUGCACAGAUAUCCUCCACCUGUUUCACGUCGAAUACGCCUGGAUUCUUUCACGGUCGCGCUUCCUGCCUCCGGAUGCGCUUCGUUACGCCCAAGAGCUGCUGGUCAGAGAAGGAAUCGACAUCUUCAAGAUGAAGGCGACUGAUCAGAAUUGCAAGGAUGUCUAAUAAUAAUAA
This is a messenger RNA of Nematolebias whitei (Rio pearlfish), 570 nucleotides long. It is a transcript of the gene apodb, whose product is annotated as apolipoprotein Db. Gene Ontology annotation, molecular function: lipid binding. Gene Ontology annotation, biological process: brain development; lipid transport; tissue regeneration. The transcript has 4 exons. NCBI's taxonomy places the organism in Eukaryota, Metazoa, Chordata, Actinopteri, Cyprinodontiformes, Rivulidae. Bases 16 to 561 code for a protein of 181 amino acids. The record is from RefSeq and is a predicted model, not a curated record.